Callithrix jacchus (white-tufted-ear marmoset) is the source of this 604-nucleotide messenger RNA. RefSeq names its product ADP-ribosylation factor 1-like. Gene Ontology annotation, molecular function: GTPase activity; GTP binding. NCBI's taxonomy places the organism in Eukaryota, Metazoa, Chordata, Mammalia, Primates, Cebidae. The record is from RefSeq and is a predicted model, not a curated record.
CAUGGGGAACAUCUUCGCCAACCUCUUCAAGGGCCUUUUUGGCAAAAAGGAAAUGCGUAUCCUCAUGGUGGGCCUGGAUGCUGCGGGGAAGACCACUAUCCUGUACAAGCUAAAGCUGGGUGAGAUCGUGACCACCAUUCCCACCAUAGGCUUCAAUGUGGAAACCAUGAAGUACAAGAACAUCAGCUUCAGUAUGUGGGACAUGGGUGGCCAGGACAAAAUCUGGCCUCUGUGGCACCACUACUUCCAGAACACACAAGGCCUGAUCUUCGUGGUGGAUAGAAAUGAUAGAGAGCAUGUGAAUGAGGCCCGUGAGGAGCUCAUGAGGAUGCUGGCUGAGGAUGAGCUCUGGGAUGGUGUCCUCCUAGUGUUCACCAACAAGCAGGACGUCUCCAACGCCAUGAACGUGGCCGAGAUCACAGACAAGCUGGGCCUGCACUCCCUACACCACAGGAACUGGUACAUUCAGGCCACCUGUGCCACCAGUGGUGACGGGCUGUAUGAACGACUGGACUGGCUGUCCAAUCAGCUCCAGAACCAGAAGUGAAUGCAACCCCCUCCCUCUCACUCCUCUCACCCUCUGCUUUACUCUCAUGUGGCAAAC